AUGAAUCAGAGACAGCUCGAGUUGUUUGACAAGGUCAAGAAUGCGCAGGACGCUCUCUAUCUGAGUGAGAAUCAGAUUGGCAAUGCUGGAGCGCAGGCGAUUGCUGAGGCACUCAAAGCGAACCCGACGCUGACUUGGCUCGUUUUGAGGCGGGGACAGAUUGGCGCUGCUGGAGCGCGCGCGAUUGCUGAGACUCUCAACGUAAACAUGAGGCUGACUCGGCUCAUGCUGGGUCGGAAUGAGCUUGGCGAUGCAGGAGCGAAGGCAAUCGCUGCAGCAAUCAAAGUGAACUCGACGUUGAAAAGGCUCGAUCUGCAUGCGAAUAUGAUUGGGCAUGAUGGAGCGCAGGCCAUCGCUGAGGCUCUCAAAGUGAACACCACAGUGAAAAGGCUCUAUUUGGACCAGAAUCAGAUUGGCGAUGUUGGAGCACAUGCGAUUGCUGAAGCACUCAAAGCGAACACGGCGGUGACUGCACUCCAUCUGAGUGAAAAUCAGAUUGGUGACAUUGGAGCGCAGGAGAUUGCUGAAGCACUCAAAAUGAACACGACGCUGAAGUGGCUCGAUCUACAAUCCAAUUGCUUCAGCAAUGCUGGUCUUCAAGCGAUUCGUGAAGCGAGUCAAGUCAACCCGACUCUGACUCACCUUGACCUCGACCUCCAGAUCAACCCUCGUGUGUUCUCCUUACUUCCACGAUUGGCAACUGCUGAAGACCUUCAUAACGUGUUUCACUUGCUGACCUGCGGACUGGCGCUGGAAGAUCAACCCACAUCUCUACCAGCACUGCCAGCCGAGAUUGCCGAGCUCAUUAUGGACAAUGCACACUACUGGCAAGGCGCACAGCAUACCAAGCAACUGUGGUUUGGUGAUGAUACGCCCGCCGAUAUUCUCGAAGUCAAGCUGCCUCAAAGUGUCAACGCGAAUUCAGUCCGUGUGAAAGCAAUUCAAGUGCUACGUGACAGUAGUACGCUUCACGGCAGCAACGUUGGCAACGGCUUUGAUUUGAUUGUCCGAGAUGAGCAAGGCGCUGUUCGAUACGAAUGCUUGGCGAAACCAACUUUCGUCGAUUCGAACCUCCAACUUGCGACAAUCUGGCCAGCCAAUCAUCCUAUCCUCCGGCAAAUGCGCGAGGUGAGCUCUGUGUCAUCGUCAUCAUCAAACCCCGUCCCAUCGAGCGCAGCCAACUGUUACACCCAACCCAUUAUCUGUUAG
This is a messenger RNA of Capsaspora owczarzaki ATCC 30864, 1209 nucleotides long. RefSeq lists its product as hypothetical. The record is from RefSeq and is a predicted model, not a curated record. Bases 1 to 1209 code for a protein of 402 amino acids. Gene Ontology annotation, molecular function: protein binding. The transcript has 10 exons. Lineage: Eukaryota; Filasterea; Ministeriida; Capsasporidae.